This is a messenger RNA of Vicia faba (fava bean), 792 nucleotides long. The record is from the annotation of a GenBank genome assembly. Lineage: Eukaryota; Viridiplantae; Streptophyta; Magnoliopsida; Fabales; Fabaceae.
AUGAACCCUAGAUCAAAACCCGAUUCGGCGACGGUGUUGUCCUCCUAUCCAGAUUCCGGUGGCCUUGGGUGUGGCUAUGUGAUGAAUAGAUGGGGCUCCGCGGUGGGUUCGGUAUCAAUGGCGCUUGGAGAUGUUAAAAAGGCUUACGAUCUUUUGGAAUCCACACCAGAUGCUUUCAUGCUGCAACAAUUUUCCAAUCCAGCCAAUACUCAGGUGCAUUUUGAAACAACAGGUCCGGAGAUAUGGGAGGAUACAAACGGACAAGUGGACAUUUUUGUUAUGGGAAUAGGUAGCGGUGGCACAGUUUCUGGGGUUGGACAAUAUCUUAAAUCCCGAAACCCCAACGUUAAGAUAUACGGAGUAGAGCCAUCUGAAAGUAAUGUGCUCAAUGGUGGUAAAUCAGGUCCUCAUCAUAUAACUGGAAAUGGUGUUGGAUUCAAACCAGACAUAUUGGACAUGGAUGUAAUGGACAAAGUUCUUGAAGUUAGCAGUGAAGAUGCAGUUAACAUGGCUAGGACAUUAGCCUUGAAAGAAGGACUCAUGCAAUGUAUCAAUGAAGAUGUUGAAAAGGACGAUAUAAAUGAUGAAAUUCAAGAGGACGACAUAAAUGAUAAAAUUCAAGAGGACGACCUAAAUGAUAAAAUUCAAGAGGACGACGUAGAUGACGAAUUUCAAGAGGACGACAUAGAUCUAUAUGAUGAAUUUAAAGAGGAGGAUAUAGAUGGUGAAUUUCAAGAGGACGACGUAGAUGAAGAAUUUAUGGAGGAUGACAUAUUUAACGAAUUUCAAUAG